Messenger RNA from Trichomonas vaginalis G3, 291 nucleotides. RefSeq lists its product as uncharacterized. The record is from RefSeq and is a predicted model, not a curated record. The coding region runs from base 1 to 291 and encodes 96 amino acids. The transcript has a single exon. Lineage: Eukaryota; Parabasalia; Trichomonadida; Trichomonadidae.
AUGGAAAAUGAAGAAGAUAAAGAUAUGGUUAUGUUGCAUUUAGUCAGAAGAAACAACAAAAGCUUUUACGACCUUGCUAAGAUUUACAAAUCUGACAGAAAUUGGUUCUAUCGCGAAAACUUACCGAUUUCAAUGACACCGAAUGAAGAUGUGAAACAAAUAGUUCAAGAUACGUUACCUCAAACACACUAUGAUAUUAAAGGUUGUACAAUACUUACAUUCAAAGAAGACUUACCGCUACUGAAAGAAAAAAUAACAGAGUAUUUUGACAACUUCAAACAAGCAGAGUAA